UCAGCGGUAAACCAUCAGAGUCUCAGCAUGAAAGUCUCUCACACUUUGAUCUGCUUCUUCUUCCUCUUCUCUCUGCAGGAUGGAAACACCGGUCUCGUCAGUGACCAAUUCUCUGUCUAUUCAGGAAUUGAAGGAGAAGAUGUCAGAGUAGAAUGCUUCAUUCCUUCUAAUAGAGGCAAGGAGUUCUUCUGUAAGGAAAAAUGUGAAGAAGAAGACAUUCUCAUUGAAACAACUGAUACCCCAGCUCAGAGUGGCAGAUACAGCAUUGAUUAUGUAGAUGGAUAUUCUUUUGUCACCAUCACUCAGCUGACCAAGUCUGACUCAGGACGCUACAGGUGUGCAGCGGUUACACAAGAGGUUUCAUACAAGUGUAUUGGAAUCAUUGUUGUUGAUGCAAUGCUGGAUGGUGGUCCUUUUGCAGAAAAAACAAUUGAUGCUAGAACUGGAGGGAAUAUUGUAGUUCGAUGCUCCUUUACUCAAUAUGGAGACAAGAAGUACUUCUGCAAGGGAGAAUGUGAAGGAGAAGACAAUCUUGUUGAAACAACUAGUAAAUCAGAUCAUGAAAAUGGCAGAUACAGGAUCAGAUAUACUCAUAGAUUUUCAACUUAUUUUCUGUUUGUGAGCAUCGACCAGCUGACCCAGUCUGACUCAGGAUGGUACAGGUGUGGUCUGGGCAGACCUGACUCUAAAGAUCUAUACCAGAGGUUUAGGCUCAUCGUCACUGCUGCCUCGACACCAACAGCAAACCAAAGUGAAAGCUCCACAACUACAGGUGUGAUCCUGUAUGUGUUUCUGACUCUGGUCGUCCUGGUCAUCGUGUCAUCACUGUCUGUGCUGGUAUUCUGCAGGAAGAGGAUUUGUAAAGCCAAAGAACCUCGUGUGGAAACACAAAAUGCUUCUGCACCAGAGGCUGAAGACGACCCGAGUCAACACGCCUACUCUGAGAUCAAAUUUGUCAGCGUCGGCUCUUCCCAAAGCAGUUUCCACGGUGACGCUGAGCGUGUUAUCUACUCUGUUCCUCAGGUGGAAGCUAGCUCUGAUGAGCCCCCUCUGUACUCUACUGUUAACAACCCCCAAUAACUCUCACAGUCUGGCAGAAGAAGCUACAGAUGUAGCACUCCAGAUAGGACUCCACCCAGUGGAUUCCAACCAAAAACCCAGUGGAUCCCAGUGGCUGGAGGCAUUGCCAAAUUGCUAGAGGGCGUUGCCAAAUUACCCCAUUUGUUCAAUUACAGGAUUUAACCAUGAGAUGGCGCUUCAUUCACAAAACACAAAAAGACAACUGGGUGUUGAUGAACUUAGUCUG
Gymnodraco acuticeps is the source of this 1306-nucleotide messenger RNA. RefSeq lists its product as uncharacterized. NCBI's taxonomy places the organism in Eukaryota, Metazoa, Chordata, Actinopteri, Perciformes, Bathydraconidae. The transcript has 7 exons. Gene Ontology annotation, molecular function: transmembrane signaling receptor activity. The record is from RefSeq and is a predicted model, not a curated record. Gene Ontology annotation, cellular component: plasma membrane. The coding region runs from base 28 to 1080 and encodes 350 amino acids.